UUGCAGGCUCGGGGUUUUGGUGAUGUUGUCCCUGAAGUGGCUGAGAGGCUUGGUGAUGUUAAAGAAAGUGAUGGUGAAGUCCCUGAGAGGCUUGGUGAUAUCCUCUCAUUACAGUCAGCUGUGGACAAAGGAUUUGCGAAGAUCAUGGAGAAGUUGUCUGAGAUGGAUAGCAAAGUGAGUAUGCUGGAUGGGAGAGUGAAAGACUUAGAGGGAUAUGUGUCAGUCCAGCUAGAGAAAGAGCGGUACAAUGAGUAUCAUCCAGGGACUUCAAGUGAUUUUGUGCCAACCUAUUGUACACCAACUGCUAAUCAACCAAUAGCGAGUCCGACAAAGGCUUUGGUCCUUCACAGUGGUUUCACAGACCCUAAGCCAAUCCAGAUUCAAGAAUUGAGUGAUGAAGGUGAUCAGGAGCAGCUGGCUAGGAAAGAGAAGGAGAACAAGAAGAAGAAAGCAGUGAGGCCGAAGCAUAGUGGCCCUACAAUCCAGACCGGGAAAAAGAGACAAAGGAAGGCUUCCAGGUUUCAGGCUGAAGAGUUUACAGCAGAGGGGAAGGGGAAGGGGAAGAAGCGGCAGAAGAAAUAGGUGAUCUUUAUGAGAGAUCACUCUUUAUGAGUAAUUGCU
Messenger RNA from Arabidopsis lyrata subsp. lyrata, 621 nucleotides. RefSeq lists its product as uncharacterized. NCBI's taxonomy places the organism in Eukaryota, Viridiplantae, Streptophyta, Magnoliopsida, Brassicales, Brassicaceae. The record is from RefSeq and is a predicted model, not a curated record. The transcript is spliced from 2 exons. Bases 145 to 582 code for a protein of 145 amino acids.